Chiroxiphia lanceolata (lance-tailed manakin) is the source of this 2232-nucleotide messenger RNA. It is a transcript of the gene RYK, whose product is annotated as receptor like tyrosine kinase. Gene Ontology annotation, molecular function: protein kinase activity; ATP binding. Bases 1 to 1869 code for a protein of 622 amino acids. NCBI's taxonomy places the organism in Eukaryota, Metazoa, Chordata, Aves, Passeriformes, Pipridae. Gene Ontology annotation, biological process: axonogenesis; positive regulation of kinase activity; multicellular organism development. The transcript is spliced from 15 exons. Gene Ontology annotation, cellular component: signaling receptor complex. The record is from RefSeq and is a predicted model, not a curated record.
AUGGGGCCGCGGCGCCGGGAGCCCGGCGGGGGGCGGCGGGGCCGGCCCCGUGAGGCGGCGGGGGAGGCGGGCGCGGGGCCGUGGCGGUGCCGGCGGUUGCGGGGCCCGCGCCGCCAUCUCCUCCGCCUGCUGCUGCCGCCGCCGCCGCUGCUGCUCCUGCUGCUGCUGCCCGUCCAGGGCCAGCCCGGCCCGCACGCCCCGGACUGGCCCCCCGGUGGCCCCGGGCCCAGCCUCAGCAUCUACCUGAGCGAGGAGGAGGUGCGGCAGCUGAUCGGUCUUGAUGCAGAGCUGUCCUACGUGAGGAAUGAUGUGAUUAAUCACUACGCCUUGUCCUUCAAUCUCUUAAUUCCCAGUGAGACCAACAAUCUCCACUUCACCUGGCAUGCUAAAUCCAAGGUUGAGUAUAAACUGGGAUUUCAGGUCCAUGAUCCCGUGGCCAUGGCUCUGCCCCAGGCCAACAUUUCUCUACAGGGAGAAGUUCCUCGCACCCUCUCAGUGUUUUGUGUGGAACUCUCCUGCACUGGCAGACUCGACUCCGACGUCACAAUACUAAUGCAGCUCAACUUAACAAUGAAUUCCUCAAAAAACAUCACAAUUUUAAAUUUCAAAAGAAGGAAAAUGUGCUACAAAAAGCUUGAACCAGAAGUCAAAUCUCCAACAGCUGAUAAAAACAGCAGCAAGGCUCUCUUUGAUCCUGUAAACGCAGCUCCCACCACUUCCACCCGGGUGUUCUACAUCAGUGUGGGCGUGUGCUGUGCUGUGAUAUUCCUGGUGGCAAUAAUCCUGGCUGUCCUGCACCUCCACAGCAUGAAAAGGAUCGAGUUGGAUGACAGCAUCAGUGACAGCAGCAGCUCCCAAGGCCUGUCCCAGCCCUCCACACAGACGACGCAGUACCUGCGAGCUGACACCCCCAACAACGCCACGCCAGUAACCAGUUAUCCUACGUUACGGAUAGAGAAGAAUGAUCUCAAAAGUGUCACUCUCAUGGAGGCCAAAGCUAAAGUGAAGGACAUAGCCAUCUCCAGGGAGAGGAUAACCCUCAAAGAUGUGCUCCAGGAAGGCACCUUUGGGCGCAUUUUCCAUGGAAUUCUAAUAGAAGAGAAAGACCCCAGUAAAGAGAAGCAAGUUUUUGUCAAGACUGUUAAAGAUCAGGCCUCGGAGGUGCAGGUGACAAUGAUGCUGACUGAGAGCUGCAAACUCCGAGGACUUCACCACAGGAAUCUGCUGCCUAUCACCCAUGUCUGUAUAGAAGAGGGAGAGAAACCAAUGGUGCUGCUGCCAUACAUGAACUGGGGGAACCUUAAACUCUUCCUGCGACAGUGCAAGUUGGUGGAGGCCAACAACCCUCAGGCCAUCUCCCAGCAGGACCUCGUCCAUAUGGCCAUCCAGAUUGCCUGUGGCAUGAGCUACUUGGCCAGACGGGAGGUCAUCCACAAAGACCUGGCUGCUAGAAACUGUGUCAUUGACGAUGCACUUCAGGUGAAGAUCACGGACAAUGCGCUGUCCCGGGACCUGUUUCCCAUGGAUUACCAUUGCCUGGGGGAUAAUGAGAACAGACCAGUUCGGUGGAUGGCUCUGGAAAGCCUGGUGAACAAUGAAUUUUCCAGUGCUAGUGAUGUGUGGGCCUUCGGAGUGACGCUGUGGGAGCUGAUGACCCUGGGCCAGACGCCGUACGUGGACAUCGACCCCUUCGAGAUGGGCGCGUACCUCAAGGACGGCUAUCGCAUCGCGCAGCCCAUCAACUGCCCCGACGAGCUGUUUGCAGUGAUGGCCUGCUGUUGGGCCCUAGAUCCCGAAGAAAGACCCAAGUUUCAGCAGCUGGUGCAAUGUCUAACUGAAUUUCACGCAGCAUUGGGAGCCUACGUCUGAAACUGCAGCAGAAGAUGGGAUUCCCUGCUUGGGACAAGGCAUGGCAUCCAUCUGCAGCUCCAUGCAUCCCUCGGACUCGCACACAUGAUGUGUAUAAAGCAACACCAAAGGGAGAAAGCACUUCUUCCAAAACACUGUGCCUUAGAUUGCCUUAGUAGUCUCAAGUUUUUUUUUUUUGUAAGACCUCUUGGUGUUGAAUAUUUUCUAGGUAUCACUUUUGCUAAGUUAAAUCGAGACCUUUUGGUUUGCCAUCAGGAUUUGUUAAGUGUAGUGAUAGUGAACUGAAACACGAGAUUUGGAUGGACUUUGCACUCUGACAGCAGACACAUGAUUUUUUUUUUCGGAAAGUUUAUGGGACUGGUA